Molecule: messenger RNA, 5943 nt
Organism: Dermacentor andersoni
Lineage: Eukaryota; Metazoa; Arthropoda; Arachnida; Ixodida; Ixodidae
Gene: MED24
Product: mediator complex subunit 24
Biological process (GO): positive regulation of transcription initiation by RNA polymerase II
Cellular component (GO): mediator complex
Molecular function (GO): transcription coregulator activity
Source: RefSeq, a predicted model, not a curated record
AAUGCCGACGUGUCCUUCGCGGCCAUUUCUCGCGUGUUUCGCCUCUCUGGCGCACGAAUAAAAGCGAGCGUGUGUCUGCGCGUGUUUCCAAACAACCGCCCGACGCACGCGCGCUAAACGUGCCGUGUGCGACGGUCAGAGAAACGUUCGUGUUUCGUCCGCGGUUCGUGAUGAUGACGAUGACCUUUGAGACGCCAUAGCCCAGCAUUUAAGGGCGCUUCCGACAAUUUGGUCGGCGCUUGCAGAGUGGCGACACACUGUGAAGCAAGCAUGGCACAAGCAGGACGGCGAGCGUCACGUAUUUCUUUCUUUCUUUCUUUCUUUCUUUCUUUCUUUCUUUCUUUCUGCGCCCCACUUUCUGGCGACUCGAGACGACCACGAGGAGAUGCGGACCGACGCGGAUCCUGUGUAGCGCUGCGACUGCGAGCGUUUGUAAACAAAGGGCGCACUGCAUAUGUCACCGUCGAAGAACGUUGCGCUGCGACAUAGCGUGCGUAUCCAUUUCUAGGAACGUGGAUUCGCGCGCAUGGGACGAUGCCACGGACAUGCAAGAAUGAUCCACAGACUCCUUACAUAUGUCCUAGGGACAUUCGGAUGUCCCGCUUCGGAUAUGUGUUGGACAUCUGCACGACGUUUGGCGGUCUAAUGGGUAUAGUGGCAAGAUAGCGAUUCCGGUUAGUUUAUCGAUGUUCAUGAAGUUUCUCGAGGCGCACAUACGCGCGAUGACAGCCGUGGUGGUUAGAGCACGAUGUCCUGUUUUUUUUUUAUUUAUUAUUUAUUUAUUUAUUUAUUUAUUUAUUUAUUACCCUCAGGGCCAAAGGCAUGGUAGAGGGGAGUGUGUUACAGCAAAUGAGAAAAGGAAACAAAUAUAAGCUGUCAGAACGUUUAAGUACAAAGGCUUCUGAUUAUACAGUUUUAGCUAGGGUUUACAACGUCAUGAUAAAUUGGCAUCAAACUAAGAUAGUAAAGCGGUAAAUACAAAAGCACUUAGGUUACAACCAUGCAGUAAACAACAACAACAAAAAAUGCUUCGAUUACACAAUGUUAGCUAGAGCUGCUCGAAAUCUUGGGUUAUUGUAAAUGGAUACGAAUUCACCAGGAAGAUGGUUUCAUUCCGUGGAUUACCGCAGAAAAAAUGACUGUUAAUUUCGGCUGUUCAGUAAUUAAUUUAAAAGAUAAUGAACAAUAUUUUUUUGUGAAAAGUAAGCCAGCUCAAGGAGUAUAUUUUCGCUGCAUAUCACGAACACUGAUCUCUAGUUUCGGGCAAUAUUUAAACAUACUACUAGCAUUGGGGAAAAAAGAAAGAAAGAAAGAAAAAGAAAAGAAAACGCCACGCUAUAUGUGAAGCGUCAUCAUUUAUGCUGACCAGCACCUAUACAUAAUGUCCUUUAGAAAAGUUUGAAAGAACCGCCAUUGUGCGUGCGAAGCAUUAUUCCCAUUUUCCCUUCUAUAUUGCAUAUCACUGGUGCAAGCUGGGUCGUCUGGUGAUUAGACUGGAGAUGAGGCGCUUGCUGUAGCCCCUCCAUCCACGCGCCACCACCGCUUCUGUAGCUGCCCACGAUAAGUGAAUCGCAAUUGUACCGUUCUUUUUUUUUUUUUUUUUGUACCACUACAUGUCUUGAUUCCUUUUUCUUUUUGGAGAACUGUAUUACGUUUAACGUUUGCAGUUCUGUGACAGGGAUUGCAUAGGUGACGUAGAAGGGCAGGUGAAACACGGUACCAUUUGGUACAGCGGCAACUACAAAUUCAAAAAAUACCGCCACAUUUAUUGGCCAGUAGCACGGUGGCCAGUAGCAAAACAGAACUUUUGCAAAAAGCCAUUAGUAAGAACUUUACAAAAGAUCAUUUGGUUUAUAAGGUAUGAUAAUUAAGUGAGCUACUUUAUAUUCAUGUGCUCAAAUUAUGAAGCAGUUGCAGCUUGGCUUGCACUCACCCUGGCUUAAGGACACGUUAGCGGCCAUGUUACCGGCAAACAAAAUGGCGCGUAGAGCUUGAGUUUUCUGCUCAUCUUCUUACAUCACCAGUUGAGAUGAGGCGCUCUGGAUAAUGUUGCCCUUAUUCUAUGAUUUUUCCGAGUUCAUUUGCUUAGACCCAGCAUUGUGACGUGUGCGGUGUCAGUGUGGUUCAAGCGAAUGUCACAGCCGGAGACCGACGCGUUGUAGCAGCGCGGCGUGAGUGCGGGUUUGCGAUCAGGCGGUGUGCUUCACCAUGGACACGAGCAAGACGAGUAGCAUAAAGUCGCUGCUUCUUCAGGCGUGGCGAGAGAGGUGGACUGAUGUGAGGUGGGGCAUCAACAUCAAGAAUGUUCUUCCGCGCGGCGUCAGUGGCGACGUGUACGAUCUCGCCGACUGCAUUUUGCAAGAAGCGUUGGUGGGUCCCGGGCCCAACAAUCUUUUUCUGUCCUACCUCACGCACUGCUUGAGCGCCCAAGUAGUGUCUUACGGAGCGGUGCUGUCGAGCAUCGGCCGAUUCCAGUCGUUCUUUAAGCCUCCUUGCAUUUUGAGCCUGCUGCAGCUCCUAUAUAGCAUACAAGCCAAGAUAACCUGCCACGGCAAUGAAGAGGAAUGCAUCGCACUAUGUAAGGCCAUAGUGGGCGUCACCCACUGGUUGUAUCUGUGCAUGUGCCACUCAAUAGGCAAGAUCGUCGAGCUCAAGCAGAGCACAGAGCACGGGCUCAUUUUGGAAAAGGCCUGCGAGUCGCUUUCCUUCUUUAGUGAGUCGACGUUCCUCAAGGCUCUCCUGUACAUCGGCAAGCACGAAGAGCCCACCGUCUACUCGCAGCUCGCGCAAAAGCAGCAAGAACUGGAAACUAAGCUGAGCCAAUCGCAGAGCUUCAGCAUACCCAAGGACACGCUGGAAGGAGCUUUGAAUUUGGUUCGCCUCGUGGACGACAUGCCCAAGAUAUCGCUGUCUUCUUGCGUUAGCGGACGCGUGCCGAAGCAGCCUCUCGUGUGUAGCCUCAAUGCCAAUGUAGCGAUAGAGGCGGUGCUGAACCCUGCCAGCGAUAUUCAAGGCACUGUCGACCAUCUUCUGCUCAUGAAGAAGCUUCUGAACCUCUCUUCUGCAGAGCUUUAUUGUGAGAUAAUUAGAGCUGGCUUCAUGGGGCUGGCCAACGGCAGCAACGAGGACCUAAAGUGGGCCGCUUUCACAUUUCUCAAGGUCCCGCAACUGCUGUUGAAAAUACACAGCGCUCGAAAGGAUGACCGGCAGUGGGAAGAGGAGCUGGAAGCUGGACUGAUGCAGCUGCUCAACUACUCUCCAUUGCUUGAUCUUACUGACUCAAAGUGUCACUGUGAUUGCCUUCAAUACCUUUUGAACGAGCUCCAAAAAGCUGAGCUAUUGACUGAAACACAGGCGAAGGCACUCAUGCAUCGAAGACAGACGAACACACAGAAGCAGAACCUACAACGACCUGAUCAGCAGACUCCGCAAGCAGGAGCUACACUGAUUCUUCGUGCUGAACCCACAGUUACUAGCAUCCUGAAGACACUCGACUCGGACUAUUCAAAGAAUCAAGAGGGUCUGCUGGGCAUCCUGUGUCACAUCAUAUCAGGAAAGAGCUUUGAGCUUAUCCUCUCUGCUGCUGCAGCUACCGGCAAACUGAGCAGCUUUGUGAAGAAGCUGAUAAAGUUCAAUGAAUAUAACAAACAGAGUAGCGGAGAAGCAACUAAGAAUGCACAAACAAGAGCACUGUUAUUCGACAUUACAUUCUUGAUGCUGUGUCACAUUGCACAACAUUAUGGUAUCCAUUCUAUGACCUUCAGUGAAGAGACAAGGGACUCUUUCUUUGCUGCUUGGGUGCCAGAAUGCCUUGCUGAAGGUGGAAGGUACAACUGUCCAGAUAAGAUGCUAGCAGGAUGUGAUCCCACUAAGGUCGAUUUGCUGUUGGAACAGUUCAUGAGCAACAGCCCAGAUUUCAAGAGCAAUCAAGCUAAGUGGCAUGAAGUGUGUGUAAAUGUACCUAUGGCAAUCAAGGAGAUAUUGAUAGCAUGGGAACAUGGUGCAAUCUCGACUGACACUGUCAAGAUGAUUCUAGACAAUGUCAAAAGCCGCAUGUGCUGCCUUCCUGUGUGCAUAUCUGCUUGGCUGUGCAGCUACAUCACUGUUUUGCACCACGAAGAACGGUUAAAGCCAAUGAACAUGCUUCAACAGUUUAUGACUCCACUUGCUAGUGAUACCAUUGUGAGCACGGAACCAGGUGGCGAGCGCUCAGGUGCACAGGAACAAUCCCUCCAACAGAACCCCUCUUACAAGGAGCGCUCAACACUGAUGGCAAACAUAAUCAAAAAGAUGAUGUAUGAUUUGCACCCACCCCAGCAUAUUCAAGUGAUAUCACAUAGCCUGACAGCCAAGACUCCCUUGUGGGAAGUUAUGGAUCAGGUAUUCAGCAUGGCUCAUUCGAGGGGCUGGAUUGAUUGGCGUGCAAUUCACAGCUUGGACACGCUUAUGUGCGUUGGUGGUCCCCAGUGGUUCACUGACACUUUAGUGAGACAGGCUUUGAAGCAUGAUCACCUUGAAGACCUUCAUCGUGCCAUUGACCUUUCUUUUGGCCUCUUUCAUGUAGACAUUGAGCAAUGUGCACUUGCUCUUUUGACUCAAGUGCUCCCGAACUACCUCCUGUGGGAAACACGACAAGACUUUCUCACUGAGCCCAGAGGCUCUGCUUUGGCAAGGCUUGUGGUUCUCAGCACAUUUGCUGCGCUGCAGGCCAGAACAAACUCGCCUACAUUGGGCAUGCAGAGGGGCGGUCGCAAACGGCCUUACUGGGACAUGGAACUUGAAGAGGCCAUGGACGAAUCCAAGCGAAUGCGGCCCAGCAAGAUAAGGCGGGGCCUCAAUGACUCUGAGCUUCUGGAUGACACACCGUUUGCAUUGCAGUGCCACUCUGAAGAAAACUACCGCUCCCUGGAUCCUUUGAGCAAGGCAGUGGCUGACACGAUGAGACUGUUGAUGGCUAUAGCCUCAGACUCUGUUAUCAGCCAGCGGUCAGUGUUCCCACUUCUUUUGUUUGAGCAGGUUGUGCUGUGUGCAGGUGAAGAGGCACACCGUGUGCUCCAGUUUGCCCCGUUGGGCCUCGUACCACAGCUGGUGCGAAGCAUGCCUCUUUUGAUGUCCCACCAGCUGAUUCUAGCCCUGAGCAGUUUGCAGACAUCCAGAGCACGCAAGGUGACUGCCAGGGCCACCUGCCAGUUGCAGAUUGCUCGGUCACUGAGCAGCACUCACCUUACUUGAUGGAAAGGUAGAUCUCCGUUGCAGUAUUGGUCUUCAAGUGUGGGGACCAAGGCCCUGUUUACACAGUAGGAACUGGCUUUUGCAGUUCUCUUCCCUCAUUACAGAUAUCAUAAUGCAAGGAUGAGCUGCUCUGGCAAAUGUAAAGCUGAAACCAUGCAGUGUUUGAUGCGGUUGAAGGAACAUGGGGGCACCUUGGUUUUUAAUGUGUUCCAAAACUCGUUCUCAUCUGCAUAUGAGCUUUGUUAAAAAGUUAGCACAAGUUUUUUAUGCAAGGUUACCAUUCCUCUUUUCAGUUCGUUAUCUGAAUAGGUUAGAAAUGGUAUUGAUGCAGGCUGGCAUGGUGCUUUCUAAUUAAGCAACAACAGCUUGGGAGCAGAUAAUUGUAAAUUUGAUAUUUUUUAAUGUACGCUACUUUACCAUUCCUUUUUCCAGUUCAUUAUCUGAAUAGGUUAGAAAUGGUAUUGAUGCAGGCUGGCAUGGUACUUUCUAAGUAAGCAGCAACAGCUUGGGAGCAGAUAAUUGUAAAUUUGAUAUUUUUUCAUGUACGCUACUUUGGUAUGUGUAAUCUUAAGGUGUGAGCGAAGUGAUGUCCUUGUAUCUUUCCACUGAAAGAGUUGAAAGCUUUUGUCCUUGCUGUAAUCAUGUCACAUGUUUACACAAUAAUGAAAUCAGAUUUGUCAGUCCUGAAUAAAACCAUGUAAUGUAACUACA